Messenger RNA from Rhododendron vialii, 552 nucleotides. Its product is annotated as asparagine--tRNA ligase, cytoplasmic 1-like. NCBI's taxonomy places the organism in Eukaryota, Viridiplantae, Streptophyta, Magnoliopsida, Ericales, Ericaceae. The record is from RefSeq and is a predicted model, not a curated record. Gene Ontology annotation, molecular function: asparagine-tRNA ligase activity. The coding region runs from base 35 to 334 and encodes 99 amino acids. Gene Ontology annotation, cellular component: mitochondrion. Gene Ontology annotation, biological process: asparaginyl-tRNA aminoacylation. The transcript has 2 exons.
AGUAUUCGUUAUUCGAGCUCGUAAUCUGUCCUAAAUGCUAGUAAUUUUAAUCAAAUCUUGGAUCCUGCGAUUGGAAAUUCCGGCAGGGGUAAUUGUCGAAGGGGCCGUGGGACAGCUGAGCCAGCUGGUGGCGACCGGCACGUGCGUGCACGUGGAGAGAGAGUUGAAGGUGCCGCCGGUAGAGGCGAAGCAGAGGGUCGAGCUUAUUGGGGUUCGGAUGAUUCUCGAUUUGGGGACUGUGGAUCCGGCUAAGUACCCGUUGCCUCAGACUAGGCUUACCCUUGAGUCUCUCAGGGAUUACGUUCAUCUUCGACCUAGAACCAAUACGUUCUGAGUGAUGAAUUUUGGAAAUCAUAAAAUCAGAUUGUGGAUGCCGGUAACGAAUUGCGGCCUUGAUUGGCUGUAACAAAUAACUGCUGCUAAGAACUUGGGUAGAAAUUGGUGGUUGUUUCAUCUCAUUCACAGACAUACACGAGCAUUCUCGCAUGUAAAAUCAUCAUAUGUUUCCCGUCGUGCCUCCAUCUUCUUGAACUUAGCUUAUGGUGACAGUAA